AUGGCUGAAAGUGAGACCGAGCCAACCAGCACAGGCCCCGACGCGCCCAACGGACCCGAAGCCCGCUCCUCAAGAAACAAGCAACAUUGGCCGCAGGGAGAAUUGGCCGUCGGAGGUUUCAGUAGACUCGAAAGGAAGUUUGGUUCGCAUGCGAACGCCGAUGAAGAUCCGUUCCCGAGGCCUACUCAAGAAACUUUUUCCAAUGAACAACUCAACGUGAAGAAAGAUCUCUUGAGCAAGCUACGCUCGAAUCUUCUGCCGCAACUUAGACACCACACCACGACUCUUUCACGAUCAUUAGACCCAGAUCGCUUACAACAAGAUCCGGGCUUACAUCUUAAAAUCAUUUUGGAGCUCCAAUCCGACAUCGACCAGACUUUGAAUCAAGUUGCAUUUACGAUUUACGCGGUCUGCCCAGAUCCAGAAUCAUCUCUGACAACGCGAAUCAAUGAUCGACAUCUCAAAGAAUUCAAAUUCUUUCGAACAGAUGGCCUGCACUGUCGGAUCGCGGAUGAAUUUUGUCCAGAGUUAUGUUCGAUUUUCAGCGAAGGCAAGGAUCUUAUUCAGCAAAUGGAACUUUCAACAACGAAGUACCCCCACGCAACUCACAUAGCUUCAAGCACAGAAUCAAUAAAAUACCACACGUGGUGCGCCUUGUUUGAAAUCGAUUCGGCAAUUGAAUGGUUAGAAGGAUCUGAGUUUGACCUUGUACGACGUGAUUGGCCAAUGGAGGUACGCGGCAUCAAUCAGUAUCUGGAAUUUCUCGGGGAGAUAAUCAAUCGAACGGCGCACUUAAACGAAGCAAAUACGAUGUCUACUCCAGAACCCUUGAGCAACCAAGCCAUUCAGCUAUACAAGUCGCUAUUGCCGAGCAUGAAGCUAUCCCGAAUGUUCUUCAACAAAGUAGUGAACCGAGCAAUGAGCCGAAAACGCCUCCCGCUGUUCACAGAAAUGCGCUCCGACCAGCUGCGAUCUAUCGGCGAAUUGGCCGAAUUAGUGUGUUCUGAUCUCCACGAUAUUAUGGAUGCAUUGAAAACCGCCGACUCAUUUGGCCCCGCAGUCACUCAUUUCAAAUGCAAUCAAAUAACCAAACGGCUCGAGGGCCGUUUUGAAUCUGCUUUAUUUCUCAUACUCCUUUACUUUGCUCCUCUCAUUCCGGACCCCGAGGGUUUUCCAGUUCAAAACGACUUCAAGGCUUGGUUUGCUACUUGGUACACUCAGUUCACUGUGGCCAUUCAACACUUUAGUAACGCUGUCGACUCAUUCAAUCCCAAUGUUGCAUAA
Molecule: messenger RNA, 1284 nt
Organism: Puccinia triticina
Lineage: Eukaryota; Fungi; Basidiomycota; Pucciniomycetes; Pucciniales; Pucciniaceae
Exons: 2
Coding region: 1-1284 (427 amino acids)
Source: RefSeq, a predicted model, not a curated record